AUGGCAUUUCUACCUUCUUUUAUUCUAAGUGACGAGUCCAAGGAACGUAUCUCUAAGAUUUUGAAUCUAUCACAAACUGUGGCCCAUUACGGUUGGCUACCUUUUGUUUUGUACUUGGGUUGGUCUCACACCUCCAACAGACCAAACUUAUUCAGCUUGUUGAGCCCACUACCAAGUGUUUAA
Lachancea fermentati is the source of this 183-nucleotide messenger RNA. NCBI's taxonomy places the organism in Eukaryota, Fungi, Ascomycota, Saccharomycetes, Saccharomycetales, Saccharomycetaceae. The record is from the annotation of a GenBank genome assembly.